This is a messenger RNA of Lucilia sericata (common green bottle fly), 1528 nucleotides long. RefSeq lists its product as uncharacterized. The transcript has 3 exons. The record is from RefSeq and is a predicted model, not a curated record. NCBI's taxonomy places the organism in Eukaryota, Metazoa, Arthropoda, Insecta, Diptera, Calliphoridae. The coding region runs from base 155 to 1528 and encodes 457 amino acids.
GAUGCAGUUGAAGACGGUUUAACUUGGUUGAAAGCUUUUUUUAAAAAAAAUACACUACAAAUUUUUAACGGAAAGAUAAUAUAAAAGAGCAUUUAUAAAGUGUUUAUAUUUUGUUUAACGGAAUUUGUUUUUUAGUAAUUGUUGUACAUGGAAAAUGUUUUGUUUAAAAGAAUAUCGAAAAAAUUGUUGUAUUUGUAGUAACAAUUUUAAAUUGUGUUCUGUGAAAAGUGUGUAUUUGGUGUUAACGUUGUUAUUAAUACAAGUUUUUAAAGUUUCCUUAGCUCAACCCUAUCGCAAUACACAGCGCUGUUCACAUCGUUUGGAAAAUGCACUCGAACACAUGAGACGACGUAGUAUACAAACGAAAUCAUCACGAUCCUAUGUACCACAAACACCCUAUUCUCUCUAUCACUCUUUAUACGGACAACCCGAGGAGCCCGAAGAGGAUUUUUAUCAUCCCUCCAAUGAUCGUGGUUAUUAUGCCAAAAAUAUCAAUCGUAAUUAUAAUCAACCCUAUUCAAGACUGGAUUUUGAAGCUGCUCUAUCGCAAACUCAGAAUCAGUAUCAGAACCAAAGACAGCCACAUCGUUUAGCGGUGGCCCGGGUGGAUGUUGAGGAUUUAAAAGUGAGAUUACCCAAUGAAAAUGCUGCCCGUUGGGUGGAGGUGGAUAAAUGUAAAUUUAGUUCGGAAAAUUCUACACUCGAUACGAGACUUAUAUUUCCGGAUUUGACUUUAAGCGGUAAAGUAGUAUUGCAGCCUGCAGGAGGCAAAUGUAAUAUGAUUUUGAGAUUACGGCAUGCGGGCAUAGAGUUUCGCACUAUUCCCAUAGGUUUUGAGAAAAUAAGUGGGGAGGAGUCGAGACGUAUAGGAGCUGCCUCGGUACGAACAGAUUCUCAUUUUGCAGAGCCGGGUUUUAUAUCAGUGUUUGCCCAUGGCUGUCAAGGACCAACAGGUAUAAAAGUAAGGCAAAACUCCAAAAGACGUUAUAGUUUUGUGGAUGAACAGCAGCCGUCAGCUGCAGCACAAACUCCAUUGCCACCAGAGGUUUUAUUCGAUAUACGCAGCGAGGGUUAUAUACCGCCCAAUAUGAGAGACCAAGAACUCGAGUGGACUGAUAGCAGUUCCCAGGAAUUCUACGAUCCCAAUGGUGAUAAUUUCUAUCGACAAAAAUUCCGUUUUAAACGUAGCAAUCCCUAUCGUCAGGGACGCCAAACUGUGAAUCCAGAACGUUUUAAUGAUGAAAUGAAUUUCGAUGAUGAUGUACUCAAUGUGGCGGAUGAUAAACUACAAGAUAUGAUGCAACCCGAUGCCAGAGCAUUUGCAGAUAUAUUCUCCGCUAAUACAGGCACCGGCGGUAAUAUGUUUAAUGAUCAUGAGGAGGUUAAUGAUGCUAUGAGAAAUGAAUUGGAGAAAUUAUUUUCCAUGGGUGUAAGGGGUCUCUUGACCACUUAUAUGCAAAGAGCUUUACAGCCAGCCAUCAAAGAAACUUUAAUGGAGAACAUGGGCUAUACCAUUAGUUAUGGUUAA